Messenger RNA from Alternaria burnsii, 3561 nucleotides. Its product is annotated as mfs general substrate transporter. The transcript is spliced from 10 exons. Gene Ontology annotation, biological process: transmembrane transport. The record is from RefSeq and is a predicted model, not a curated record. Bases 1 to 3561 code for a protein of 1186 amino acids. Lineage: Eukaryota; Fungi; Ascomycota; Dothideomycetes; Pleosporales; Pleosporaceae. Gene Ontology annotation, molecular function: transmembrane transporter activity.
AUGCAGCCUUCUCAAGAUGAUAUCAAGGUCAUGACGCCCGACGGCGAACGCAACGUCGUCAUGGUCAAUGGCAAAGAAGUUGUCGUAAGCUCCGCCACCGAGAAGCCCAACCGCUCUUUCUGGGUUGCUUGGAUGUACAUCUUCGAUUGGUAUCCGAGUCAUUACUCUCCCGAAGAAAAACGACUAGUACGCAAGCUCGACUGCGUCUUGCUUACUUUGUGCUGCCUUUGCUUCUACAUAAAGUGGCUGGAUCAAAACGCACUCAAUACUGCGUAUUGGUCUGGCAUGCGGGAAGAGUUGGCGAUAAAGGGCAAUGAGUAUUCGCUCUUCGGAACUUUCUACAAUAUCGGUUACAUGAUCUUCGAAAUACCGAGCAUGAUGAUCAUCUCACGUCCAAAGCUGGCUCGGUAUUACGUCCCGACAAUGGAAUGCGCCUGGUCUAUCUUGACUUUCACGCAGUCCCGCUUGAGUAGCGUACCGCAGAUUUACGGGCUUCGCUUCCUUCUUGGUGUCCUAGAAACUCCUGCUUCGACUGGCUCGAUCUAUCUUCUCACAUCCUGGUACCGCGCUGAUGAGGUGUUCAAGCGUGCCGGCGUUUGGUAUGUUUCAAGUAAUGCUGGCGCUAUGUUCAGCGGCUAUCUACAAGCCGCUGCCCACAAGAACCUCGACGGAAUCCAUGGGAUGUCGGGAUGGCGCUGGUUGUUUAUUAUCGAUGGAUCCAUCUCUUUGCCCAUUGGUCUCGCCGGCUUCUUCCUAUACCCUGGACUUCCCACUAGUCCAAAGGUUUGGUGGCUGACAGAAGACGAGAGAAAACUCGCCGUCGCGCGCAUGCAGAGCCAGGGUACAAAGCAGAGCGGCAAGAUCGGCAAACGUAUGCUCAAACGCGUAUUUACUCACUGGCACUUCUAUGUCGCGGUCUUGACAUACGUCUUCUUCCAAUGUACGAGCUACGUUGGUGGUCAGAUGCAAGCUUGGCUCAAGAAGGAAGCCGAUCUGAACGGUACCUACACCAUCGAAGAGAUCAACCUCAUCCCCACCGGAGUUCAAGGCCUGGCCAUCGUUUGUGGCAUUUUAAUCACUAGUUUGGUGAUGAUUUAUCCGAUGUGGAUCGUUUUUUCCGUAGUCACGGCAAUUUUGCUUUUCGCAAACGUGUGCUUGCGAGUGUGGUACAUCCCACUUGGCCUUCAUUUUACUUGCUAUUACCUGCUUGGCCUGACGUCUUGCGUCACCCCCAUCCUGUUUCCGUGGGUAAAUAUGAUAAUGAAGGAUGACAACGAAGCACGAAGUUUCACCACUGGUGCAAUGAUGACCAUCGGCUGGGCCUUCUUCUCCUUCUAUCCGAUUACUGUAUUUCCCAUCCUGGAAGCGCCGCAAUGGACUAAGGGCUAUACUGUCAACAUCGUAUUCAUCAUUUGCUACUGGAUUCUCUUUAUGGUUGGACAAUACCUCUGGCGCCGUGAAGAGAAGACUAAGAAGUUUGACAUCAACAGGCAAGAGGACGAAGAUGUUCUUAAUAAACCAGAAGCAGUUCACAUCGAGGUUGCAGAUGACAAGACCAUGAAGGAAGGUGCUGGAUUCAGCGAGACGGCAGCUCAGCUAGAGGGCUUCGCGCGGCCGCUUUGGGCUGUUGCCAUCCUAUUCCAGCUCAAGCAACAAGGCAACCAGAGCACGAGCGAUCCCUUAGAAGGUGCAUUAGAACCCUGGGUGACUGGCAUCCGAGCUGGAACCGACCCGCAGAGUCCGGAAUACUGGGGCGAUUUAUCUGACUUUGACCAGCGCAUGGUGGAGAUGGAGUCCAUCGCUUUUGCCCUGCUUGCAAAUCCCACUGUGUUCUCUUUCGACAGUGAGCCAACCACUCAAGCCAAUCUCAUUUCAUGGCUUCGGCAGAUCAAUGAGCAUAAGAUGCCUGAAACAAAUUGGCUGUGGUUUCGGGUAUUGGUUAAUAUUGCGCUAGUGAAGACGCUUAAUGUCCCCUUGCUUGAGGUGCAAGCGCACAUCGAUAAGAGCUUGGAAAAGCUGGACACAUUCGAUAUCGGCGAGGGGUGGUCUUCGGAUGGUCUCUGGUGCGAACAAAGAAAACAAGCCGAUUACUACAGCGGGAGCUUUGCGAUACAGUUUGCGCAACUCCUCUACAUUCGUUUUGCCCCGGAAUACGAUCCAGCUCGUACUUUCAAGUACAUAGAGCAAGCGCGUGAGUUUGGGAAGGAAUAUUGGAGGUACUUCGACCCCCAAGGUGCAGCAAUCCCGUUUGGGCGAAGUCUAACGUAUCGCUUCGCGUUCGCUGCCUUCUGGGCAGCCGUCGUAUUCGCUGGCGUUGAGCUACCAGCUCCAAUUGAGGAGAUGGGAUCGGUGAAAGGCCUGUUGCUCAGGCACUUGCGGUGGUGGGCGAAACAGCCACACAUUUUCAACACUGAUGGGACGCCUAAUAUCGGAUUUGCGUAUCCGAACAUGUACCUUGCUGAAGAUUACAACUCGCCGCAAUCAGUGUAUUGGUGUCUGAAAAGCUUCUUGGUUCUCGGCCUGAAUGACACGGAUGCAUUCUGGCAGGCAGAAGAACUUGGUCAUCCAAGGAUUAGGGAAGAAAUUAUGCGACUCGACAAUGAAGUUGGAGAUGUCAAAGUUCUCUGGCCUCCACGCCAAAUACUGUGCAACACCCAAGAGCACACAUUUUUGCUUUCUUCGGAGCAGUCGACCACUAAACGGUUCAAGGCUCGCGAAGCCAAGUAUGGUAAACUUGCUUACUCUUCUGCUUUUGGCUUCAGCGUACCAUGCGGUCCGUCACUAGAGCAGGUAGCACCAGAUUCGACGUUGCUAGUUUCACUGGGGCUCGAGGAAGACGACUGGAAGGUAAGGUGGAGCCCUUACGAUGUCGAAACUGGAGAGGUGUACAUGAAAGAGUGCGGCGAGACGGUACCGAUCAUGAUGAGUCGCUGGAAGCCAUGGAUAAGGCUUGAUGUGGUCAUCGAAACACUUCUCAUGCCGCCCAUGCGAAGAUGGCCCGGGUGGAGUGUGAGGGUGCACCACGUGAAGUGCACGACGCACCUCUCGAUGAGGGAAAGGCUGCAAAUCGUGGAAGGGGGCUUCGCAGCAAGUGCGCAAGCGGCCGAUAGUGUUUCUAUUUUCGAAGAGCCGUGUGCACCCUUGCCUACUAGAGCCGAGCACAUUGAGAAGACGUUCGGGUGGUGGAGUAACCGUGAUAGCGCUUUCAUACUCUCAGAGUCUGGCGCGAGCGGUAUUGUCAAUUUGACGGAUCCUAGUUUGCGCGACGCAUCAGCGAACGUGCUUGUUUCCAGUAGGGCGACUGUUAUUCGUGCAGACCCUAACACGAAUCUCAUCGCGCAACGCACCCUUAUACCAAUUGUGCAACACGAAGUGAGCGCAGAAGGAGAACACUUUCAGUCUGAUUUUGUCACAGGUGUAUUCGCGAUUGACGCGGCGGCGAAUAUAAACUGGGGUACCAAGUCUAUGCGCUCAGAAAGUGGCAUUGCUCACUACGCAUACAAGGAUGAAACGCCCAAGUACUUCGAAGCCAUAAAAAAAGAGAAAGAUCAAAUUGAGUAA